CGGGAAUCAUGUGACUUGUGUGCGCUGUUUGGAAUACCGGAAGCUGGGAGAUUCGAAAAACGUGUAAAUAAACAGGAAUAAAUAGAAGGGAAUGAGUUUAUCAGUGUCAUGACAUCAUGCUGCAUGUGAUGGGAUACAGACUGUCUGGACGUUCUCUCAAAUCCAUCGUCUGCACCAAAAAUGGAAUUGAAGUUGGAGGUUUUAUUGUCGUCCAGCAUCAAGCGCAGAAAGCCAUGGCCUCGUUUCUGCUGGCUGGGGAGGGAGAAGGAAGGUGUUUUUCUGUUAGAUGACAAUCGGAUCAGUGAAAUACAUUUGGUGUCGGGCCAGACCAAAAAGAAGACCCCAAAACUACAGCCUCUGUUACAGAGAGUGGUGACCAUGUCAGCUUCUGAGAACGGUAUGUGGUUGGCUGGUCUUCUGGUGUCUGGUGAACUCUUUCUGUGGAAUAAAGACAAGGAUUCAUUAAAGAUGACCUCCAGUGCUCCUGCAGUUCAACAGCUGGCUUCUUCCAUCAAAGGUUCAGCAACUACGGUACGACUUUCUCUGCUGCUUUCUGAGAACGGAAAGAGAGUUUUCCUGGCAACUCUGACGGGACAGGUGUUCCUCUGGGAGUGUUUAGCACUACGGGAUCUCAACAGCCUUCGCGAUGGUACCGUCAGAGGACGCUGGAGUCAGAUAACACACCCUGAAACAUCUCAGCUGCCCUCCUCAAAGGACAAAGAGGCCUCCAUUCAUAGUGUGUUUGUGAAGAACCAGGCAGUUGGUGACGUGUGUCUGAGUGUGUUUGUCUUCAACACUGAAGACCAGCUGACUGUCACCUUACUGAAGAUCCAAUGGGAGAGGACAUGGGACCGCAACCUCAGUCCAGCAGGUUUCAGUGUGAACUGGGUUUCCAAGAGUUUUCCGUUCAACCAGCUCAUGCCUCCAUGCAGACCAGUGAAGUCCAGGGGAGCUCUGGUCCCAGCAUUCUCUCCAGAUGGUCAACUACUGGCGGUAGUCCUUAACCAGAAAGACCCAAGGGCAACUCAGGUGUUGUUCAUCAGCACUCAGAACUUCGUGACUGUGUCCAGUCUGUUGGGAGGAUGUGGCAGCAAGACGCUCAAUAUUCCAGCCAAGUAUGUGAGGUCGUACUGGGUCAGUUCUGUCAGCUGGACACCUGAAGGUCUUUAUCUGGCGUGUGUCCUGAAGAGAGGCUCUCUGCUCAUGCUGGCUCGUCUGGGUGGACUCGUGUCUUUGUCCACAACUGGAUGCAACAUUGAGUUUGGACCCGCCCACUUCCUGCCUCUUCACCCAUUGGUCACUUACAGACCUCCAGUGCCUUCGCAGACUCAAGACGACGGUCUCUCCAGCUCUAGCGUGUCGCUCCGUGACCCCAUGAGACAGCGGUACUCUGUGACGUGGCAUCCACGUCAGCCGUUCCUCAUCGUGUCAGACGGCUAUAUGGUGACUGUGCUCAGGAUGCCUAAACACCCGUCGUCUGCCGCGAUUAUGAGCGCCCUUCUGCUGGAUGCUGCUCAGGGGCUGGAGAACGUGAAGAAGGUCAUUGGGUCAGCUCAGCCUCAAAUCAGGACACAGCUGGAAUCAAUGUCCACUCUGAUGUUCACAGGAAGUCUGUUUGCUCUUAAAGACAAAGACACCUCUCUGUGCACUCUACCUGUGUACCUGCAGGAUACUGGAGAUACAGGAGACAUCACACACUUCACUGAGAGAGUUCAGGGUGAGGAUGAUGACUCUGAUGAAGGUCCGUUUACUCCCUUGCAUAUGGAAGAUGGAGGGAAGCUGGAGUUUGCGUCGAUGUUUGACACUCUUCAUGCCCAAACACACACAGACGGAUCAAAGUCCACAACUUCAGGACUCCAGGAGGAUCUGAACAGGGUUCACAGGAACCUCAUGAGAGCCUGGGCUCUGGGUGUGUCCAUGGGCAGAGCCAUGAAGCAGAGAGAGCGCCUUCUCAAAUACACGAUCACCUGCAUCGUUCGACUCACAAUCCUCCAUAGAUUCAGUGACUGUACCGGCAGAAAGAUCAGAGCCUCAUGGGUCACACAAACCUUUCACAUCUUCAGAACUCUCCUGUCCUUCCUGCCAUGGGACGCGACACACACCGGAGCCGACAGCUGCCUGAAGGUCACUGUCGAGCUCACCAGAAGUUUCGUAGACUUGUUCCUCUCACGUUCACAAUCUGAUUUAGCACUUUCCUCUCAAAACUUCAACGCAGCUCUGCUCGUCCUACAGGAAGCUUCUCAGAGUCUCAAUCGGACCUACAGCCUCCCGUCAAAAGCAUUGCGUUUUGGAGAAGACGCACCGCUUCCGUAUUCCUCUGAUAUGUUUUCAGUGCCGCUGUUACAAGAGGACAUCGCUACAGACACUGAAACUAUACCGCAAUCGGCACAGAUGCGAAAACAACCUUCCAACAGAUUGCUGGUUAUUUGGCGUGAUGUGUACCGACAGGCUUUACAGUACCAGGUCGAAUUAUAUAAUCGCCAAGGCCUCAGGGGUGUUCACAACGAGUUGGACAGGAUGUCUGUUGUUUUACCACAAAUCCAACACGCUUUACAAACGACUGGAGACUGUCUUGAGAAGAGCCAUGCUCUGCGUAAUUUCACCGGCGAACAGCACUUCAUUUUAGGUGAAUACACUGAGAGUGCUCAGGUUUGGAGAGCUGAAUUGUGGGCAGAAAGAGAGAGAGCAGGUUCAUUGACAUGUUAUCUGGAGACUCGUUACUGUCUGGCUCUUCUGUAUGGUCGGCUGAUGCAGUAUCAACUCCGAGAAGCUCAAGCUUUGGUUGAUUGUUUGGCACGUCAGCUGCAGACACAUGCAGGACACGAGGAUGAGGGGACACAAGGAUCAGCUGAUGACCCCGAGUUUGAGGGCGCGCUCUCGGGACCGGUGGGGCGUGAAGCCGCCUGCGCUGUGGUUCAAUCUCUGGGCAGGUUUAUGGCCGCAUACUUCACCAAUCAUCCUCUCUGUAUACUUCCACCACAUAACGUAGAUGUCCUGCCUCCUCUGCAUAUACCACAUGACGCAGGUAAACGUGUCGUGGAGUUGUGUCAGAGUCGUGUGGCGGUUGCGGUUCGAUCUCAACAUCUGUCUGAGGUGUGGACGGUGGACUACGCUCUGGAGCUCCUCCUGCUGGGCGGGCUGCUCCCUGAAGCCGCGUGGAUGGCACAGGGUCUGGGCGACUGGAAGAUGGCAGCGACCCUCGGCCUGGCGUACACCAACUUUUGCAGCGCACAGUUAGACAUGAGCAGCCUGAAAUGGAGAGAACUGCACCUUCCCACAGAGCUGCAGCCUGCGGUUAUCUUCCAGGGUCAACUGGAGACGCUACUGGGCCGAAUGAAUUGGUCUGAAGGACAUGAUAGUACAGACCCCGUAUCUGAUGAGGACGUGGAACAUCUUCAGCUCUCUGUGCAGGAGAUCUUGAAGGCGUCCGUCAUGGCUGAGGUGGACAUCAUAUCUCAAACUCUAACACGACUUCUGGACUCUGCCAAAGAGCGAGCGACGUCACUUUCUGUUCUAGUACCGCCUGCGUUUUACCUGCCCGCUCCUCCUCUGUACUGCCCGCAACCCUCGCCGAACACACAGGACCCCGUGAGAGACGCAGCUCUGGUUCUGGAGAGAGAGUCUCGCUGUCAGGUGUCUGGUUUGGUCCAGAAAGUGUUGUUGCUCUUCAGGGCGUCUCGCAGCUCUCGCCCCGCAGCACAGUGGUACAUCAGCAACCUGCAUCGCUGCAGGCAUUUACUGCACAAGAUCCAGAAGAGGGCGUCCGAGCCUAAAGCUGACUUGAUUCCCGAAGGACUGAAAAAAUUCUCCUCUCAUCGUGUGUUCUUCAAAUCAGCAUCCGGUAACAACAGAGACGACGUCACUACACAAGCCAUAAUUUGUUUCAGAGAGUUGUGUGCACUUUGCUGGAUGCUUCACGCUCGAGAUCAGCUCACCGUCUUCUGUAGAAGAUACCAGAUGGCACGGAAACAAGAUAUAGACUCUCAGGUCAGUGAUGUGAGCGUGUCAGAUCUUUGCGUUGAGGCCUUACGUUGGGCGUGUCGUCUUCUGCCUUUCUGUCGUUUCCUGAACGCGGAGGAAGUGCUGCAGGACUUGGUGUUGAGUCUGCUGUCUGAACUUACGCCCUGUCGAGUGACGGCGGAGAUGCUGGCGAGAGUGUUUCCUGAUGAAGACAAGUCUGUUCGUGUGCCACUCCGAGAGAAGUACACAUCACUGGUGCAGAGGUUGCGACCUGUAUUCGUGGCCGACACUUCAGCAUCAGAUGAAAAACAGGGUAAUGAGAGAGCAGAUGCUUCUGGAGAGACCAUGAUGAUUGUGAUUCAGGAUCAGCUGAGGCAGCGACGCCGGCAACUCCGACACCUGUCAAAACACCUGUGCACACCGGAGCCGUACCUGUGGGAGAGAGAGAAGGAGGAGGACCGCGGAGGUGCGGACUCCAUACUGAAGCGCCUCUCUUCUCUCGGGGCGAGUUUGAGUGACAGCACGCUGACAGACUGUGGACGCCCUCUAGUGUACAGUGAAGGAGACACGGCGGAGACCCUCUCUGAGGCGCUGUCUCCAGACCUACAGACCAAAUCUGCUCACAGCUCCAAGACAGCAAAGUUUCAGGAUUCACCUGACAGAUCAACACAUGAGAAUAUAAAAGCACAGAAAAGCUCCACUUCAGGGGAACUCCAACAACCAGAGUCAACCCAAAUCAUACCCAAGGGCCCGUCUCAACCCAUAGUGGGAACAUGGGAGUUUGAACUAGAGGAUGAGGAAUACACGCUCUUUCUAGAGUUGUUCCUCAGUUAUGUUCUGGAAAAGGACCGUUUAGACGGCGAGGAGUCUGAGCUGCCUUUAUUUAGUAGUUUUUCACAGCAGCUGCGUACUAGAGAGCUGCACACGGUGACCUUUGACAUGUUGACCGCUCUCAAACGGCGUCAGACCGGGCGCAAACGAGGUGCGCGGUUGCCUGUGUUUCGUGCCGGCCGCUGCUUUCAGACUCUCUUGCUAACGCCAGAACCAUCCGUUGGACCGGAUGCGUAUGUCCAUAGCGAUGGCACAAAUGCCACCCUCGCCCGGGCACUUCCUGGACUACGUUUUGGAAAACAGCAAGGUCUUUUUGGUCAUCGCCAACAAGCUGCCGUAACGCCCGGUGAAGUUAAAGGGAAUUUGAUUGGUUCACAGGGCAGCGCCAAUCAAAGCAAACUCCAAACGACACCGCAGGUCGAUUCACGGGCGUUUAAGAUGCCCUCACAGUCUGAAUUAGAUGUUCAGGUGCAGUUGGACUCUGCAAUCGAGACCCGGUUUCCACAGCUGGCCCGGUUGCUGGAGUGGAUGAUGCGCUGGGCGGACAGACGCAUUCUGCUUCCUCAGCUAGUCAGAAAGACGUCUGAGGGUUCCAGUGAUUCAGUGGUCAUCCGGGCCAAAGCUUCGACUCCUGCAGUGCUUUCUGCUUUAGAGCUGCUAGAGCAGAGAUAUAGCGCCGCCCAGCUGGGAGGUAACAAACAGGACACCCAUUCAAUGCAUCCCUCUCCAGCGGUCUAUGAGAGGGGCGGUUCUGUUGCUUCAGUGCUGCAGCCAAUCACAGGCUGGGGGAGGGACCGAGAGAGCAGUGUGGACACGGGUUACCCUGCGUCAGCACACACACCCAUCACACUACCAGACCCGGACGCCCAACACACUCCCAGUAACAGUCCUGAUGUGUGUGCGGCUGAAGAUGUUGUGGAUGAAUCUACUUCUGAUCUACAGAAUAGCUGCACUAAUAUCAGACAAACUUCUGAACACGAUGAAAGCAGUGUCGCUGACGUCACUGAGGCAUCAUGGCCAUCGUCCAAUCAGAGAACAGCUCACAGAGAAACCAGAGAUCAGGCAUUAACACUGGCUGAUCUUGAGUGUGUGGACACAGAUGAACGCUCAAUACAUUCACAGUCUGAGGAGAAUCACGUCUCUGGAACGCUGGAAAAUACAUCUAUUGACUCUCUUGAGACAACGGCACACAGGCAUGAGGUCUCUGCAUCAGGGUGCGUUCAGCGAACAGAUGUGCCGUCUUUACCCAUAAUUCCUCCACAGUCAGAGAGAGAGAGCACCGGUCACCUGCCCGACUCUGAUCCACCUCAAACACAGACUGAUCCCGUCAGACAGCUGCUGCAGGAUGAGUUAUUCAGACUAGUGCAGCUGCAGCAGAUCAACUUCAUGAGUCUGAUGCAGGUUGUGGGGGCGUCAUUUACAAACCUGCCGCUUCAAUCGAAUGUGAUUUUACCCCAGACUACUGCGAUAUCUACACAGACUCCGUGCCAGCCCACCUCUGCGCACACACAUGCUCUUACCCAGAAUACCCCACACAGAUCCACUCACCCUACACGAGCAUCCGUGCCUGAAAGUGUCAGUGACAGACUUCCUGUCAGUGUGAAUUCAGGGUCUGUUCUUAAUCCAAACCAUGAAAUGGAACAGAGGAGCCCAGUUCUCAGAAGUCAGGAAAUUGAGCAGUUGACCAUCCGGCCGCACUGGUCCCAGGAUGUUCAAACUGACAGCAGGAAUUUAAUCCCGACCUCACAAGGGCUUCUAACAACUGCAAAUAAUCACAUGACCACACAGACGCCACCUACAGGCAUCUUUGAAGCCCACCCGUAUGUUACCCCUCAACAGAGAGCAGGACUCCAACUUCUGCAGCUGCAUCCACCACAGCCAGUUCUCCAGAAACCUCCUCCCCCACCACCUCCUCUUCCUGUGAGGGAGGCCUGGGGUCCCUCGUCUCACGCUAACUUCCUUUCUAGUCAGUAUGCACCCUCAACAGUCCAUCGAGCUGAGAUGGGCAGAACAUGGGCCGAACCGUCAGUGGCACCUCUGUCGAAUCGGUAUGAUACAUCAGAGAGGACAGGUCUACCUCCUGCUCCUCACAGAGCGCCUCCUGCUGUUGGUCUGCCUCUGCUGCGCUUUCACCCGGAUGCCCAGCGACCCGUGACCCUGCCUCGCAUCCCACAGUCCACCAUGGUGAAACUGCCCAGUGUGGGCACCACAGUUACGGGUCACAUCCCCAGACUACAGCUGCUACACAGAGACCCAGAUCCACCCAGCACAGGUUUACGAUUCAACGCAGCUCCUGUGCGAACUCCUCGUCUCAUCCCAUUGGAGGAGCUGUUGCGAUGGGCCGCAGUGAAACGGACGCCCGCUGACACCAAACUACAGCUCUUAAAGACCGAAAACAUCACGCAGGACCAGAGCAAAACCAGUCCAUCCAGCAAGAGACGGAAGAGGAGAGAUCAGAAAAACAAGAAGAUUGGAGUCACAUUCAGACCGGAAGACUCCAUCAUUCCUCCAGACGAGAGUCUGCCGCUUGCAGAGGUGCUGCCAGAUGAAAAUGAUGGCUACGUCAUUCCUUUAGGCUCCUUUGAUUCAGAGUUGACCGGACAGAUGUUGUUGGAUAAGGUUUAUUCCACCUCCGCUGAGCUCCAUGUGUUCGCCUCCACACAGAAGAAGCCUCCUGAAAUCCAGGAUGCCUGUACAAACACUGAACCUGAAAUGUCUCGCUCCAUCACUGAUAAAGCCGUUUCCGUAAAGCUUCCUUCAUCUCCCAUCUUGCCAUCUCCUCAUUUUGAUAUGUGCGUCACUUACAGCUCCAGCCGUUUCUCGAAUCUUCGCUUCUCUGAAAACAGAACAACAGAACAGCCAGAGAUCAGACGCCUCACUGAGUCGAACGCAGAUGGUAAUGCCGAAGGUCGGAGGUUUAUCAACGUGAUCGAUUUGCCGGACGAUUCUCUUCUUCAGAAUUUGGCUCCGCCCCUGACUCCUCCCUCACCCCCCUCAUCAGCUCAGCUCCAACUUCUAGCAGCUUCUGUUGUAAGCUCCGCCCCAAACCCCGCCUUUAGCUCCGCCCCAGUCAACACGGAGCACUUCACUGAGGAACCAACCGAAGAGCUUCCAGAAGCUGAGUGUGUGAUCAGCGGAGAUCCCGUGACUCUCAGCGUGCUCUCGGCCGCCAAGAUUCCUCCUCCGGGCUCUCUGGAGCGGACGUUACUGUCCAGGAGUCAGAUCUCGGCACGUCUGUCCGAGAUGGACGCUCAGCUCAUCAGACUGCAGAACAUCGCCGAUCACAUGGACAGAGAGUUUGCCAACACCAGACUGCUGGUGAACACUAUCGAGACUCUAAACCCCGCGAUGAUGGCCAGCGUGGAGCUUGAAUCACGUCAGAGUCCUCUCAGAGUCUUACGAGAAGUGAGGAGUUACAGUCCUCCAUCUCACCGUUUCGGAAAGGCGGCUGAAGAAGAGCGAGCAGACGAGGACAUUUUGUCUUCCUCUGUAUUCAUUGGAAAUCCUGCUCAUCCAGAGGUCACCCCCCAGAAGGGGAAACAAGAGCAGCGUACCUGUCAAGCAGAAUUGAUGAAAUCUCAGCUUGACACUCGUGGAAAACCGGCGGAGGAGACGUUAGGUCUGAGCGGACUCAGUGACGUUCAAGACAUAUUGUCAGAGUUAAUCAGAGAUGGGGCUUUAUCUCGAUCAGCGCUCAAUCUGCCUCAAACACGAGAUAUAAAUCAGAGCAGGUCAGAGGUGAAGCAGAAUGGAGUGAUGAUGGAGGAGGAGAGGAGAGAUGUGAGAAUGUGGAUGAGGAGGAGACAGAGAGAGAGACAGAUGGAGUAUUGCAAACAGAGAGAAGAGAAGAGAGAGAGAGAACGCAAGCCUUUCACUUCUGCUCUUACACAUAAUCCAACCUCUGUAGAUCUGACAACCAACAAGAAAGUCAAAGAGGAGCGCGACCGGAUGGUUCUACAGGAACAUCAUGAACGGAGAACUCGUGACGCCUGCAGUCUGAUCACUGACCUGCUGACGACCCCUCUUAACCUGCCCGCUAAACCGCUCGAGACCCGCAGAAGCAGAAGUCCGUCGUCUGGGAAAAAUCGGAGAAUUCCAAAGGGCCAAAGCGGACCGCACGGGCGUUCAGCUCUUGGGAAAACUGUAGUGAUCCAGAGGAAAUCCACACCGAAACCCCACGGAUCAUUGAGCAACAGACUCGGCCUGCACAGACCAGCGAGCGCUCUUCCAGGUGACCGGCUAUCACAGGUUACGCGACGCGGGAUGCUGACCGACCUGAGAGCCAGACAAGGGACGAAGACAAUUCAACUAACAAAACUAAAAACGGUAAAGGAGAACGAUCAGACACGUGUGGAAGAAGAUCCCGAUGAAAGAGACGCGGUGAGUCCGUGGAGCCCACCGGCUGACGUACGCAGGAUUCUGGGGUUUGAGGUGCCAAACAACAGACCGUGUUUUGAUCCUUUACGAGAUCUGGACGGAUUGGACGGUCUCUCCGACAGCACCGGCAGCAUUCUGAGCAGACUGGACUGGGACGCCAUCGAGAAACUUCGUGGCAGAAGAGGAAGAGGACUAGAGACGACGUGUGUUCUGUUUCACUCCAGAUGUUGCUCUGACUGGGAAUGAUUGUGGCAUUAGUGUAUCAUUUUUGUUUAGACUGUGUUUGUGCAGAAUAAACAAGGAUCUCUCACAGGUGUGCGGUGCAUUACUAGUUUGUUCCACAUUAUAUCAUAUUCUGGAUAUCUGACAGAACGUAAAGUGUUCCCAAGCAAUACGACAGUCUUGUGCUUUUAAUGCAUUAUUUACAUAUGUAAUGCUUGAAAUGUUCAGUGUAUUUUUAUAUUUACGUCCUUUAAUAAAAUGUGCCUCCAA
Molecule: messenger RNA, 9660 nt
Organism: Xyrauchen texanus (razorback sucker)
Lineage: Eukaryota; Metazoa; Chordata; Actinopteri; Cypriniformes; Catostomidae
Gene: cplane1
Product: ciliogenesis and planar polarity effector 1
Exons: 54
Coding region: 181-9414 (3077 amino acids)
Biological process (GO): cilium assembly
Cellular component (GO): ciliary transition zone
Source: RefSeq, a predicted model, not a curated record